Zea mays is the source of this 1806-nucleotide messenger RNA. Its product is annotated as mitogen-activated protein kinase 2. The transcript has 6 exons. Gene Ontology annotation, molecular function: protein tyrosine kinase activity; ATP binding. The coding region runs from base 323 to 1498 and encodes 391 amino acids. Lineage: Eukaryota; Viridiplantae; Streptophyta; Magnoliopsida; Poales; Poaceae. Gene Ontology annotation, biological process: protein phosphorylation. The record is from RefSeq and is a predicted model, not a curated record.
AAAGGCUCCCCGCCUUUUCCACUUUCCCCAACGCUCCCCUUAUCUCCUCCUUCCUGGCGUCCGCGCAACCAACCACGCGCGCGCGCGCUCCGCUAGCCAGCCAGCUCGUUCUCUCUAUCUCUAUCUAUCUAUCUGUCUGUCUGUCUCAGCUAGAGCUCGAGGCAGCAUCAUCAGAGCUUGCUUGCUCGCAUGCUAGCUUGCCGUCGUCCUGCGUUGGUCCUUGCUGGGUCGUCUUGUGUUCAUUUCUCAUCGUCGGAGAGAAGAGGGAGUAUAGCUAGCUAGCUAGCUAGGAGGGGAGGUGCGUGGUGGUCCGUAUAUAUACAUGCGCAUGGAGGGGGCCGGAGGAGGCGCAGGCGGAGGCGGCGCCGGCGCUGGAGGGUGCCUGGGUAUGGGCCACGGCGGGGAGGCGCAGAUCAAGGGCACGCACACGCACGGCGGCCGCUACGUGCAGUACAACGUGUACGGAAACCUCCUGGAGGUCUCCGCCAAGUACGUCCCGCCCAUCCGCCCCGUCGGCCGCGGCGCCUGCGGCAUCAUCUGUGCUGCUGUGAACGCGCAGACUCGCGAGGAGGUCGCCAUCAAGAAGAUCGGCAACGCGUUUGACAACCAGAUCGACGCCAAGCGCACUCUCCGAGAAAUCAAGCUGCUUAGGCACAUGAAUCAUGAAAAUGUCAUUUCAAUAAAGGACAUCAUACGCCCGCCCAGGAGGGAGAACUUCAACGACGUCUACAUCGUCUACGAGCUGAUGGACACUGACCUUCACCACCUCCUACGGUCAAACCAGCAACUAACCGACGACCACUGCCAGUACUUCGUGUACCAGCUGCUCCGCGGGCUCAAGUACGUGCACUCGGCGAACGUCCUGCACAGGGACCUGAGGCCGAGCAACAUGCUGCUGAACGCCAAGUGCGACCUGAAGAUCGGGGACUUCGGGCUGGCGAGGACCACGACGGAGACCGACUUCAUGAUGGAGUACGUCGUCACGCGGUGGUACAGGGCGCCUGAGCUCCUGCUCAACUGCUCCGAGUACACCCAGGCCAUCGACAUGUGGUCCGUGGGCUGCAUCUUCGGCGAGAUGGUCACCAGAGAGCCCCUGUUUCCUGGCAAGGAUUAUGUCCACCAGCUGAGGCUGAUAACCGAGCUGGUAGGCUCACCUGACGACACCAGCCUCGGGUUCCUCCGGAGCGACCACGCCCGCAGAUACGUGAGGUCCCUGCCUCAGCAUCCCAAGCAACAGUUCCGCGUGCGGUUCCCCACCAUGUCUAGCGGCGCCAUGGACUUGCUUGAGAGGAUGCUCGUGUUCGAUCCCAGCAAGAGGAUUACUGUUGAUGAGGCUCUGUGCCACCCAUACCUGGCGUCCCUUCACGAGGUAAACGACGAGCCCAUCUGUCCGGCGCCUUUCAGCUUCGACUUCGAGCAGCCAUCGCUCACCGAAGAAGCUAUAAAGGAGCUCAUCUGGAAGGAGUCUCUCAAGUUCAACCCUGACCCGAUCCACUAAAUAUAAUAGCUCCCUCCCAGCUGUGUACACACGAGCAAACUAGGACGGCAUGUCUAUCAGCUAGCUCCAUGGGGGGCGAAAGGCAUAUAUAGCAGGAUGACUGUACAAGUGACCACCCCUCAUCAUCAUCACCUUCAUCUCAUUCGCAUGGCUUGUCAAUGGUGCGACACCCUAACGUCCAAGUCUGGUCAAUAAUUUGUAGUGGAGAAAACUGGCAGCGCCUUGUUAGGUUGUGUCUAUCUUCCUUCGUUUGUAUGCUUAAGAAGCUUGUCACUGCCUGUGAACCAUGGUACUACUGCAGUUGUCCA